AUGCUCGAAGAGCAUGGUGCGGACACGGAUGAAGCUGCGAACGAGUUGAGGCGCGGAAUGGAGGCGAGAACGGAGGUGGUCGCGAUGGCGAGGGACAUCGGAGCGUGGACGAGUGCGGACUCGGAGAGUGGGGACUCUGCAGCUGCAUUCGUCGACGCGGUGUUGGUUCCUGCUGGGCUCGUCAGCGACGUCGCAAGGAUGAUGGAGAGAGCGAGAGAGGCUAUGAACGUCGACGGCCUGGUUUCGCCAGACACAGUUGAUUUCGACGAGGCUCAUUUGAAGGCCCUUUUGGGUUUGGUGAUGGAGCUGGAGAGUAUUGUAUCAUCAAAGAUUGCGUGUGUGGAGAUGACCAAGGCUUUCUUCAAGUUUGUUCUGGUUCCGCUCAAGUUGGCGGCUCCAGUUGCAAAGAUGUUGUUGGACAAGAAGCCGAAGCUCUUGUUGGCAUUUGCAGCAAAGGCCUUGCUGUUGAAGCCUACUGGGGGCAAAGGAUUGGCAGACGACAACAUGAAGAAGUUGUUGCUCUUGGCGCUCGUGGCGCCGAAGGCUUUGGAUAUGUUGAAGAAGAUCCCAGGAGGUGAUCUGUUGCCUCUCCUUAAGUUUCUUCCUCUCCUUGGUGGCACAAAGCUGGAAACGGUUUUGCCGAUUGCGCUCCUCGCAAUGACUGCAUUGGAUGCUGCUGACGCAGCAGGGUUACUUAAGGCAGUCUUGAGCGAGAAGUUGUUUCCAGGAACGUUCGCCGUGGAGGCAACGUCGGCUGGAGUGAGUGGCAACGAAAUGUCGACGGUGGAUUAUCUGGUGGAGUCCUGGGCAGCUGGUGUCGAAGAACAGAUUGGUGCGGACGCGGAUGAAGCUGCGAACGAGUUGAGGCGCGGAAUGGAGGCGAGAACGGAGGUGGUCGCGAUGGCGAGGGACAUCGGAGCGUGGACGAGUGCGGACUCGGAGAGUGGGGACUCUGCAGCUGCAUUCGUCGACGCGGUGUUGGUUCCUGCUGGGCUCGUCAGCGACGUCGCAAGGAUGAUGGAGAGAGCGAGAGAGGCUAUGAACGUCGACGGCCUGGUUUCGCCAGACACAGUUGAUUUCGACGAGGCUCAUUUGAAGGCCCUUUUGGGUUUGGUGAUGGAGCUGGAGAGUAUUGUAUCAUCAAAGAUUGCGUGUGUGGAGAUGACCAAGGCUUUCUUCAAGUUUGUUCUGGUUCCGCUCAAGUUGGCAGCUCCAGUUUCAAAGAUGUUGUUGGACAAGAAGCCGAAGCUCUUGUUGGCAUUUGCAGCAAAGGCCUUGCUGUUGAAGCCUACUGGGGGCAAAGGAUUGGCAGACGACAACAUGAAGAAGUUGUUGCUCUUGGCGCUCGUGGCGCCGAAGGCUUUGGAUAUGUUGAAGAAGAUCCCAGGAGGUGAUCUGUUGCCUCUCCUUAAGUUUCUUCCUCUCCUUGGUGGCACAAAGCUGGAAACGGUUUUGCCGAUUGCGCUCCUCGCAAUGACUGCAUUGGAUGCUGCUGACGCAGCCGGGUUACUUAAGGCAGUCUUGAGCGAGAAGUUGUUUCCAGGAACGUUCGCCGUGGAGGCAACGUCGGCUGGAGUGAGUGGCAACGAAGUGUCGACGGUGGAUUAUCUGGUGGAGUCCUGGGCAGCUGGUGUCGAAGAACAGAUUGGUGCGGACGCGGAUGAAGCUGCGAACGAGUUGAGGCGCGGAAUGGAGGCGAGAACGGAGGUGGUCGCGAUGGCGAGGGACAUCGGAGCGUGGACGAGUGCGGACUCGGAGAGUGGGGACUCUGCAGCUGCAUUCGUCGACGCGGUGUUGGUUCCUGCUGGGCUCGUCAGCGACGUCGCAAGGAUGAUGGAGAGAGCGAGAGAGGCUAUGAACGUCGACGGCCUGGUUUCGCCAGACACAGUUGAUUUCGACGAGGCUCAUUUGAAGGCCCUUUUGGGUUUGGUGAUGGAGCUGGAGAGUAUUGUAUCAUCAAAGAUUGCGUGUGUGGAGAUGACCAAGGCUUUCUUCAAGUUUGUUCUGGUUCCGCUCAAGUUGGCGGCUCCAGUUGCAAAGAUGUUGUUGGACAAGAAGCCGAAGCUCUUGUUGGCAUUUGCAGCAAAGGCCUUGCUGUUGAAGCCUACUGGCGGCAAAGGAUUGGCAGACGACAACAUGAAGAAGUUGUUGCUCUUGGCGCUCGUGGCGCCGAAGGCUUUGGAUAUGUUGAAGAAGAUCCCAGGAGGUGAUCUGUUGCCUCUCCUUAAGUUUCUUCCUCUCCUUGGUGGCACAAAGCUGGAAACGGUUUUGCCGAUUGCGCUCCUCGCAAUGACUGCAUUGGAUGCUGCUGACGCAGCCGGGUUACUUAAGGCAGUCUUGAGCGAGAAGUUGUUUCCAGGAACGUUCGCCGUGGAGGCAACGUCGGCUGGAGUGAGUGGCAACGAAAUGUCGACGGUGGAUUAUCUGGUGGAGUCCUGGGCAGCUGGUGUCGAAGAACAGAUUGGUGCGGACGCGGAUGAAGCUGCGAACGAGUUGAGGCACGGAAUGGAGGCGAGAACGGAGGUGGUCGCGAUGGCGAGGGACAUCGGAGCGUGGACGAGUGCGGACUCGGAGAGUGGGGACUCUGCAGCUGCAUUCGUCGACGCGGUGUUGGUUCCUGCUGGGCUCGUCAGCGACGUCGCAAGGAUGAUGGAGAGAGCGAGAGAGGCUAUGAACGUCGACGGCCUGGUUUCGCCAGACACAGUUGAUUUCGACGAGGCUCAUUUGAAGGCCCUUUUGGGUUUGGUGAUGGAGCUGGAGAGUAUUGUAUCAUCAAAGAUUGCGUGUGUGGAGAUGACCAAGGCUUUCUUCAAGUUUGUUCUGGUUCCGCUCAAGUUGGCGGCUCCAGUUGCAAAGAUGUUGUUGGACAAGAAGCCGAAGCUCUUGUUGGCAUUUGCAGCAAAGGCCUUGCUGUUGAAGCCUACUGGCGGCAAAGGAUUGGCAGACGACAACAUGAAGAAGUUGUUGCUCUUGGCGCUCGUGGCGCCGAAGGUUUUGGAUAUGUUGAAGAAGAUCCCAGGAGGUGAUCUGUUGCCUCUCCUUAAGUUUCUUCCUCUCCUUGGUGGCACAAAGCUGGAAACGGUUUUGCCGAUUGCGCUCCUGCUGUUGACUGGUUUAGAGUCUAGCGGUAAGGCGCCGGUGCGGGGCCUACGUGGCUAG
Neospora caninum is the source of this 3159-nucleotide messenger RNA. RefSeq lists its product as hypothetical. The record is from RefSeq and is a predicted model, not a curated record. The transcript has a single exon. The coding region runs from base 1 to 3159 and encodes 1052 amino acids. NCBI's taxonomy places the organism in Eukaryota, Apicomplexa, Conoidasida, Eucoccidiorida, Sarcocystidae.